UGAUAUAGGUUGGUGAUGAAAUGUGUUUAAUUCAUAUGAGCAGAAGUUUAUUAACCUUAUAAACGAUGUGAGAUCCAGCUUUAUGCUGAGGUUAUUAGUCUGACGUGUUUUCAUGUUUCACAUCUGUCACGCUUUCUCACAUCUUGUAGGUUACUUUAAGGCUUUCUGGGUUGGUUACUCACCUUCCUGUCUAAACAGACACUCUGUCAGAGUGAAGCAGAAGUUGGAUGCCACAAAUGCUGACAUGAAGCAGAGUUGGAGUAUUUUAUGUUAUCAUCAACUUGUAAGUCUAUGAAUACAAAUCAUACUAUUGACUCUUGAGCUAAAACUGAACAACAUCUCAUCAUGACUGUGUCAACACUGUGUUUGGAUUUGGUAUGUAUACUAUUUAUAGUCUCCCAAUGCCAAUGCCAAAGUAAAAUUCCACCCUUGAAAAAUGGAAGUUGUUCAGCAGGAUAUUACAAAUUACGACAUGACUGUGUGAUGUGUGGGAGCGAUUCUUACACUGCCUUACCAAAUAAUCUCAAAUAUUGUUUAAGAUGUACGCCAUGUGAUUGGGAUGGUGGGCUUUCAUCCAAAUAUAAGACUCCUGGUUUUACAGCUCAUGAAGUGGAGGAUAUCACCAAAACCUGUACACCAACACAGAACAGAGUCUGCGUUUGUAAAGCUGGGUUUUACAAGAAUAAUGGUCACUGUAAACCCUGUCCCAGCUGUCAAAACUGCACAGAAUGUUUGAACUGUAAAGAGAAUUGUACCCAACAAAUGACUAUUAAAAUGACUAUUAAAACAACUAUUAAAACCACAACAGUAGUUUGUGGGAUUGGCAAUUUCUCAGAUGGUGGACAGUGCCAAAGCUGUGUUGAGUCUAAGUGCAAGAAAGAGUCCUGUAAAUCUUUUUGUAGUCCUACCACAGUUGAAACAAAAGGAUAUUCUAACCCGCUGUUGCUGGUGUUACUGAUCAUUGUGACCAUAUUGGGUGGUCUUCUCUGUCUUCUUCUCAUCUGGUUCUGCAGACGGAGACUGCUUUGCCGCCAAGCCAAAAUCUGGCAUGUUGGCAAACAUCCAAAAUGUCAAAUUCAACCAGCAGAUCAACCUAAUGAUGUAAUCAGCAUUCCCAGAGCAAUGGAAAGAAAUGGAACCUCUAUCAAAACUUUACCAGUGACUAGCUACCCACACAACGUCCUCAGUGGAGAUUUACAGAGCAUCAUGGCCCCCCUGAUAGCAAACGGAAACCCAAAAAUGAUGCAGGUCUUGCAGAAGGAGUCCUGGCCAGCACCAGUGCUGUACACUGUCAUAAGAGAGAUUCCCGUGACACGCUGGAAGGAAUUUUUGCGACUGCUUUCUGUGUCAGAUGAUCAGAUGGAACGGAUCGAACUGGAGGCAGGCCCAUCCUAUCUGGAAAAGCAGUAUCAUAUGCUACGUCUGUGGAGCCAGAGCAGUGGAGCGAAGAUGGAGAAUAUCUACUCAACAUUACACUACAUGAACCUGUCAGGCUGUGCCCAGGAACUGCAAGAGAAGCUAGAACAACUGCAAGCAAGCAUGAAAGCUCACUCAUCUUGACUCCAUCUCCUCAUGUGUGUGAGCUGCAGUUGCAUUUCACAAUCAUUUACAGUUAACUCUGAACAGCAGAUGCUCUUGUCUUCUGAACUUUUAACAGGAAACCCGCAGUCAUAGUUAAAAAAUUGUUUUAUUUAAGUAUAAUGUAAAAUAAAUGCAGGUCAUUAUGCAUAUCAUAGGUGCUUUGUAAUAACUGUUUAUAAUCCUUGUUCUUGGUUAUAUGAAUCAGCCUUUUGUCACUAUACUGUACAAAUCUGGAUUUUCAAAGAAUUGUUGACCAAUUCAAAGUUUGAACUUAAAUGUUUAAAUGUUACCAUCCAUCAACUUAAAGAGGUAUCUAGUGGUUUUCAGGAUAAACGUAGCUGCUUAUUUGUUUCACGCUAAAGGUUAUUUUAAGUUCUCAGUCAUAUUGUACAUGGGCACGUUUGAAAUAUUACUUUACACUCACUGUGUACACUUGUCACACCAGUAUAUAUUUGUUACUUUUCUUAAUAAAAAUGUCUGGAAUAUGUAUG
Sinocyclocheilus grahami is the source of this 2072-nucleotide messenger RNA. Its product is annotated as tumor necrosis factor receptor superfamily member 1A-like. Gene Ontology annotation, biological process: signal transduction; inflammatory response. The transcript has 10 exons. Gene Ontology annotation, molecular function: tumor necrosis factor receptor activity; tumor necrosis factor binding. NCBI's taxonomy places the organism in Eukaryota, Metazoa, Chordata, Actinopteri, Cypriniformes, Cyprinidae. The record is from RefSeq and is a predicted model, not a curated record. Gene Ontology annotation, cellular component: signaling receptor complex; membrane raft. The coding region runs from base 346 to 1560 and encodes 404 amino acids.